Phasianus colchicus (ring-necked pheasant) is the source of this 4307-nucleotide messenger RNA. The record is from RefSeq and is a predicted model, not a curated record. NCBI's taxonomy places the organism in Eukaryota, Metazoa, Chordata, Aves, Galliformes, Phasianidae.
UCACGGGGAAACCUUUUUUCCCACUUUUUCCCCCAAAAAACCAACCUCACGCCACCGCCUUCUUCUUGGCAACUCCCUACCGCGGGGUCGGGGUGACGCCGGUGGUCUCAGCCCACCCCCCAAAUUUGAGUGUGGGGGACGUCGGGGGGACACGACACGAGUGUGGGUUUUGUGGGAAGGGGUUUGGGAGUGAAAGCGCCCGCCAGAUCCACCUGAGGUCCCACACGGGUGAACGGCCCUACGGCUGUAGUGUCUGUGGCAACCGGUUCACCACGCGUGGCAACCUGAAGGUUCACUACCACCGGCACAGACAGAAGGUCCCCCGCCUGGCCGCGAGCCCCCAGACCACCAACAGGGGCCAGUUGGCCUCCAGCAACACCCAACUGGCCUCCAACAACACCCAGUUGGCCUGCAGCAACAACCAGUUGGCAUCCAGCAGCGUGCAACCGCUUGUCAGCACUCAACUGGCCUCCAACAACAUCCAGCUGGGCUCUGAAAACACCCAGUUGGCCUCCAGCAACACCCAGAUGGCCUCCAGCAACACCAAGUUGGCAUCCAACAUCGUGCAGCCACUUGUCAACAACACCCAGAUGGCUUCCAACAACACCCAGAUGGCUUCCAGCAACACCCAGAUGGCCUCCAACAACACCCAGAUGGCUUCCAGCAACACCCAGUUGGCCUCCAGCAACACCCAGUUGGCCUCCAACAGCAUGAAACAACUUGUCAACACCCAGAUGGCCUCCAGCAACACCCAGAUGGCCUCCAACAGCACCCAGUUGGCCUCCAGCAACAAUCAUUUGGCCUCUAGCAACACCCAGUUGGCAUCCAGCAGCGUGCAGCCACUUGUCAACACUCAACUGGCCUCCAACAACACCCAGCUGGUGUCUGGAAACAUCCAGCUGGCCUCCAGCAGCACCCAGUUUGCCUCCAGCAACAACCAGUUGGCCUCCAACAGUGUGCAACCUCUUGUCAACACCCAGCUGGUCUCCAACAGCACCCAGAUGGCUUCCAGCAGCACCCAGCUGGCCUCUGGAAACACCCAGCUGGCCUCCAGCAACACCCAGUUGGCAUCCAACAGUGUGCAACCACUUGUCAACACUCAGCUGGCUUCCGGCAACACCCAGUUGGCCUCCGGCAACACUCAGUUGGCAUCCAACAGCGUGCAACCACUUGUCAACACUCAACUAGCCUCCAACAACACCCAGUUGGCCUCCAGCAACACCCAGUUGGCCUCCAACAGUGUGCAAGAACUUGUGAACAGCCAGAUGGCCUCCAGCAACACCCAGUUGGCCUCCAACAGCAUGCAACCACUUGUCAACACCCAAACAGCCUCCAGCAACACCCGGUUGGCAUCCAACAGCGUGCAACCGCCUGUCAAUACUCAGUUGGCCUCCAACAGCACCCAGUUGGCCUUCAGCAACAACCAGUUGGCCUCCAGCAACAACGAGUUGGCCUCCAGCAACACCCGGUUGGCAUCCAACAGCGUGCAACCGCCUGUCAAUACUCAGUUGGCCUCCAACAGCACCCAGUUGGCCUUCAGCAACAACCAGUUGGCCUCCAGCAACAACCAGUUGGCCUCCAACAGUGUGCAACAACCACUCAUCAACACUCUGCUGGCCUCCAGCAACAACCAGUUGGUCUCUAGCAACAAUCAUUUGGCCUCCAGCAACAACCAGCCGGCCUCCAACAACAUCAAAUUGGCCUCCAGCGACAACCAGUUGGUCUCCAGCAACACCAAAUUUGCCUCCAGCAAUGUGCAACCACUUGUCAACGUCCAGCUGGCAUCCAGCAACAACCAGUCAGCAUCUGGCAAUGCCCAGCUGGCCUCCAACAACACCCGACUGCUCUCCAGCAACACCCAGUUGGCCUCCAACAGUACCCAGUUGGCCCCCAGCAACACCCAGCUGGCCUCCAACAGUGUGCAACUGCUUGUCAACACCCAGUUGGCCUCCAGCAACAAUCAGCUGGCCUCCAAAAACGUACAAUUGCCUUCCAGCAACACCCAACUGCUUAUCAGCACUCAACUGACCUCCAGCAACACCCAACCGAUGGCUAACAACAUCCAGCUGGCCUCCAACAACACCCAACUGAUGGCCAGCAACACCCAAUCAACCUCCAACAACAACCAGCUGAUGGCCAACACCCAAGUGAACAGCAACACCCAACUGACAGCCAGCAACACCCAACCAAGCUCCAACACCCAACUGAUGGCCAGCAACGCCCAACUGAUGGCCAACAACACCCCACCCAUCUCCAACACCCAACCAAGUUCCAGCAACACCCAACCAAGCUCCAGCACCCAACUGAUGGCCAAUGACACCCCAUCCAUCUCCAACACACAACCAAGUUCCAGCAACACCCAAACCAUCUCCAACACCCAAUUGAUGGCCAGCAACACCCCACCCAUCUCCAACACCCAACUGAUCUCCAGCAACACCCAACUGAUCUCCAACACCCAACCAAGUUCCAGCAACACCCAACUGAUGGCCAACGACACCCCACCCAUCUCCAACACCCAACCAAGUUCCAGCAACACCCAGUUGAUCUCCAAUAACACCCAGCCUAUCUCCAACACCCAACUGAUGUCCAGCAACACCCAACUGAUGGCCAACAACACCCCACCCAUCUCCAGCAACACCCAAGCCAUCUCCAACAACAUCCAACUGAUCUCCAACACCCAACCAAGUUCCAGCAACACCCAACUGAUGGCCAGCAACACCCAACUGAUCUCCAACACCCAACUGAUGGCUAACAACACUCCACCCAUCUCCAACACCCAACCAAGUUCCAGCAACACCCAAGCCAUCUCCAACAACACCCAACUGAUCUCCAACACCCAACCAAGUUCUAACAACACCCAACUGAUGGCCAGCAACACUCAACUGAUGUCCAACAACACCCAACCAAGUUCUAACAACACCCAACUGAUCUCCAUCACCCAACCAAGUUCUAACAACACCCAACUGAUAUCCAACACCCAACUGAUGUCCAACAACACCCCACCCAUCUCUAGCAACACCCAACUGAUGUCCAACAACACCCCACCCAUCUCCAACACCCAACCAAGUUCCAGCAACACCCAAGCCACCUUCAACAACACCCAACUGAUCUCCAAUACCCAACCAAGUUCUAACAACACCCAACUGAUCUCCAUCACCCAAUCAAGUUCUAACAACACCCAACUGAUCUCCAACAUCCAUCUGAUGGCCAACAACACCCCACCCAUCUCCAGCAACACCCAACUGAUCGCCAACAACACCCCACCCACCUCCAACAACACCCAACUGAUAUCCAACACCCAAUCAAGCUCUAACAACACCCAACUGAUCUCCAACACCCAACUGAUCUCCAGCAACACCCCACCCAUCUCCAACACCCAACCAAGUUCUAACAACACCCAAGUGAUCUCCAACACCCAACUGAUGGCCAACAACACCCCACCCAUCUCCAGCAACACCCAACUGAUCUCCAACACCCAACCAAGUUCUAACAACACCCAAGUGAUCUCCAACACCCAACUGAUGGCCAACAACACCCCACCCAUCUCCAGCAACACCCAACCCAUCUCCAACACCCAACCAAGUUCUAACAACACCCAACUGAUCUCCAACACCCAACUGAUGGCCAACAACACCCCACCCAUCUCCAGCAACACCCCACCCAUCUCCAACACCCAACUGCUGACCACCCCCAUACAACCUCUCCCCACCACCACCCUCCUCCUGCUGAAGACAGCCGAGCUCCAACCGAGGCCGGGUGACGAAAACACCCCUCCAUCCCAAACCCCCAAACCCAGAACCACCAGUUGGUCUCUCUUGGGUGCUACCCCAAGUUUUUGGGUCCCCCCCACUUCAGAAACCUCCAAACACCCCCAGUCGGUGACAAAAUACCCUCCAACAACAGGCGGAGGAACCCGAAUCCAAUGCCCGGUGUGCCGUCGGGUGUUGAGUUGCCAACGGGGGUCCAGGUCACAUUUUGGGGGUCAAAUCCCCUUCCGGUGUAGGGUUUGUGGGAGGGGGUUUUCCAGUCGGGGUCACCUGAAGUCUCAUUUUGGGGGUCACCGUGGGGUCAACCCAAAUACCUGUAGCGUUGGAGACGGUUUGGGGUCACAACAACGCGACCGGGGUUAUUUGGGGAGGGGGCUUCUGCCCCAAGGGGAGGGGGAACAGCGGAACCAGGAGGAGGAGGAGGAAGAGGAUGGAGAGGAAGAAGCAGGCGAAGCAGACCCCCAAAAUGGGGGGGGACCCCCGGAUGAGGAAGAGGAGGAAGAGGGGAGGAAGGGAUUUUUUGGGGUCUCCAAAAUUUAA